This is a messenger RNA of Peromyscus eremicus (cactus mouse), 2403 nucleotides long. RefSeq names its product KLF transcription factor 12 (gene Klf12). The record is from RefSeq and is a predicted model, not a curated record. The annotation marks the transcript as partial. NCBI's taxonomy places the organism in Eukaryota, Metazoa, Chordata, Mammalia, Rodentia, Cricetidae. Gene Ontology annotation, biological process: regulation of transcription by RNA polymerase II. The transcript has 5 exons. Gene Ontology annotation, molecular function: DNA-binding transcription factor activity, RNA polymerase II-specific; RNA polymerase II cis-regulatory region sequence-specific DNA binding.
UCCCUGCAGUCUCCAAACGUCCACAACUACCCCGAUAUGGAAGCUGUUCCCCUGUUGCUAAAUAAUGUGAAAGGGGAGCCCCCAGAGGACUCAUUGCCUGUAGAUCACUUCCAGACACAAACUGAGCCAGUGGACUUGUCAAUCAACAAAGCCAGGACCUCCCCUACCGCAGUUUCAUCCUCCCCAGUCUCCAUGACAGCGUCUGCCUCCUCACCUUCUUCAACUUCAACCUCUUCAUCAUCUUCUAGUCGUCCAGCCUCAUCCCCCACUGUUAUAACAUCAGUAUCUUCAGCAUCGUCUUCGUCAACAGUGUUAUCUCCAGGACCCCUUGUUGCCUCUGCAUCUGGUGUGGGCGGCCAGCAGUUUUUGCACAUCAUUCAUCCUGUCCCACCUUCCAGUCCCAUGAACUUACAGUCUAACAAACUCAGUCAUGUUCAUCGAAUCCCUGUGGUGGUACAGUCAGUGCCGGUUGUCUACACCGCUGUACGGUCACCUGGAAAUGUGAACAACACUAUCGUUGUGCCGCUCCUGGAGGAUGGGAGAAGCCAUGGCAAAGCACAAAUGGACCCCCGAGGCCUAUCUCCCAGACAAAGUAAAAGUGACAGUGACGAUGAUGACCUGCCAAAUGUGACCUUAGAUAGCGUUAAUGAAACUGGAUCCACGGCCCUUUCCAUAGCCAGAGCAGUCCAAGAGGUACAUCCAUCCCCAGUAUCCAGGGUUCGGGGAAACCGAAUGAAUAACCAGAAGUUUGCUUGUUCAAUCUCACCAUUUAGUAUUGAGAGCACAAGACGCCAGAGACGAUCAGAAUCCCCGGACUCCAGGAAGCGGCGCAUCCACAGAUGUGACUUUGAAGGAUGCAACAAAGUAUACACAAAAAGUUCUCACCUGAAGGCACACCGGAGAACACACACAGGAGAGAAGCCCUACAAAUGCACGUGGGAAGGCUGCACCUGGAAGUUUGCCCGCUCGGAUGAACUGACCAGGCAUUACCGCAAACACACGGGAGUGAAGCCAUUCAAGUGCGCAGACUGUGACCGCAGCUUCUCCAGGUCAGACCACCUGGCGCUGCACCGCAGGAGGCACAUGCUGGUGUGAGGAAGGCUCCCGUCCAGCUGCGCGUAAGAGCUGGGUCUCUUCAGGAGCGACUAACUCAGCAGGGUGGAGCCCCCUCUACAGUGUUAACGUCAAGGUCACCGCCAUCCCCACGGUGCCUGAAACCAGAGCAGGAACAAGAAGGAACCCUUCUCCUUUCAGCCUGAAGGUAACCCCCCACCAUGACCACGCACGCGCGCGGGAGACCUGUCUGCCUGCCAGCACGCCGGCCUGGGAGUUGAGCGCCUCAGGUCCUGAAGAGACAGGCAUUGUUUUUCAUGCUGUGUCCUCUGCCAUUGAAAAGAGGUUUGUAGCUUGUCCAUUUUCCGAGCUGGCCGACACUCUGCUAUCAAUCCCUUAAAGGUCAUCGACCGCAAAUUGAUGGUUAGAGAAGACCUCUGUUUGGAUGUUUCUUCCGUGGCACCUCCCCCAGCCCAGACCCUUUAGACCAAAAUUACAGUUCCUAUCUCAGUAAGCCAGAACACACAUCCAGUCUGUUACCAGCAAGCAGCAUGAACUAGAAAGGAAGGGCCUGUUGGAGAUGCUCCAUGGCCCGAAAAGAAAGGCACACAGAAAGAGCCCUCUGUGCUGGCCAUGGCGCGCUAGAUAGCACUCACAUCUUGUCCUCACGCCAUCCCCGAAGAGAACCAACAUUGAGUCUUUUCAUCUGUUUGUCGGUGCUUGUUUUUGUUCCGUUUCGGUUUUGUUUUGUUCAUCUGUUCCAGCAGAGGGGCAGAGCAGUUUCUCCAAGGCUAGUCCUGCUCUGCCCUGGCAUGGACUGGCAGAGGUGUUCUGUAGUUGAAUAGGAAGAGCCUGUCUAAAAAUAAUAGCAACAAUAAUAAUAAUAACUACUGCCCCACUUCCAAUUGCAGUGUUCUGUCACCUAGGCACCCUCUCUUCCUGCCCUGAGUGUUUGAUUACAAGGAGCCCAAGGGGAGGGGGACUUUCUUAGACACACUGGCACCGAGGUAAGAGGUGGGGCUGCCCAUGGAAAGUCAGUGAACAUGAAAACGAGACAAAACAGAGAUGGAAAUAAUGCUCCUCUUGAGGAGAAAAGCAAUAAUGAAUAGAAGGACUUUCCUACAAUAACUCCACUGAGGACUCACGUUACCAAUUUUCAUACUUACUAAAGGAAUUGUAAAAAACACCCCAGCAUUUCAGAUGUCUUAGUUACAUCCACAGCACUGAGGUAAUCCUUCUGCUGUUUGUUGUCCUACUUGCGCGAGUACCACAAUUAAAGAUUAUGCUCCCCCUUUCUCGUUUGAAAACAGUUAUUUGGCGACUAGAUAGGCAGAGCUGAAGAUUAACUCU